CCCGCUACCACACACUCUCAGAAGCUCCACAGCCUUCAAUCUCAUCGACCCAAUUCAUCUCACCACCCCAAUUCAAAUUUCCGAUCUUGACACCCAAAAAAUCGAAACCAAAAUGUUACACGGCGGAGCCGCCGUGGCAAAAACCCCGCCGCUCUUCUCCUUCUUCAUCAAAAUCCCACUCCCCUUACUCUCCCGCACUGCCCGCCGCGUUUUCCGGCCAACUCCCCACUACCCAAAACCCCAACUGACCCCAAUCCCAGCCCACACUUUCUCCAUGACCCAAAGACUCCACCUUUGCACCAUGGCCCUCCCCAAAAACCGGCCGCCGUCACCGGCAGCGCCGCCGAUGUCCAACAAGGCCCGGAGGAGAGCGCGGCGGGAGUCUCCGGAGGCGGUGCUGAAACACAAGCUGGACAUGUGUUCCCGCGACGGCCUAGUCGUGGAGGCUCUGCGGCUCUACGACGAGGCCAGGGCCAAUGGGGUCGCUCUCAGUCUUCAUCAUUACAAUGUGAUGCUCUACAUGUGCUCCUGCGACGGUGAGGAUGCUGACGUGGGGCUGACGAGAGGGUUUGAGAUAUUCCGGCAGAUGGUGGAGGAUGAGGUGGUGCCAAAUGAGGCUACUUUCACCAAUGCGGCGAGGCUGUCGGCGGUGGCGGAGGAUCCGGAGAUGGCGUUUAGUAUGGUGAAGCAGAUGAAGGUGUUUGGGAUACUGCCGAAGCUGAGGUCGUAUGGUCCUGCAUUGUUUGGGUUUUGUAAGAAGGGGGAGGCGGAGAGGGCGUAUGAGGUUGAUGCACACAUGGUGGAGUGUGGGGUAGCGGCGGAGGAGACGGAGAUUGCGGCAUUGUUGAGAAUUAGCUCAGAGGUGGGGAAGGGGGAGAAGGUUUAUGAGAUGAUGCAGAGGUUGAGGAGUGGGGUGAGGCAGGUUGGGGAGAGUACUGCUGAGGUGGUGGAGGAGUGGUUUAAGUCUGAAGCGGCUGCGAGAGUUGGGGUGGAGGGGUGGGAUGUGAAGAAGGUGAGGGAAGGGGUGGCGAGAGGAGGUGGAGGGUGGCAUGGGGAAGGGUGGUUAGGGAGUGGGGAAUGGAAGGUGGAGAGGACUCAGAUGGAUGAAGCAGGGACGUGCUCUGCUUGUGGACAGAAGCUUGUGUGUAUUGAUAUUGAUCCGAAGGAGACUGAGGACUUUGCUUUGUCUGUGAGCAAGCUGGCUAACCAAAGGGAGCUCAGGGCCGAUUUUGUUCAGUUCCAGGAGUGGCUUCAGCGACAUGGUCCAUUCGAUGCUAUAAUAGACGGUGCCAAUGUGGGUCUCAGCAAUCAACAUCAGUUCAGCUUUUUUCAGCUGAAUAAUGUUGUAAAUCAAUUACAACAAAUGAGCCCAGCAAAGAGAUUGCCACUUGUUAUAUUGCACCAAAGUCGUACAAAUGGUGGCCCUGCUCAGAUUCCUAAAAACAAGGCAUUGCUAGAGAGUUGGAAAAAGUCCCGUGCACUUUAUGCUACUCCACCCGGUUCAAAUGAUGAUUGGUACUGGUUGUAUGCUGCCGUCAGUUGUAAGGGUUUACUGGUGACAAAUGAUGAGAUGAGAGACCACCUGUUCCAACUUCUCGGUACCAACUUUUUCCCAAGAUGGAAGGAAAAACACCAGGUUCGGUUGUCUGUCUCAAGGCUUGGACUUAGCCUUCACAUGCCGCCUCCUUACUCAAUUGUAAUCCAGGAGUCGGAGGACGGGUGUUGGCAUGUCCCAACGACCACCGGUGAUGACAUUGAGACCCCAAGGCAGUGGUUGUGUGCCUCCAGAGCCCGCCAUACAAACUAGAGGGAGUCAUUAUUUAAAGAGAAAAAUUCUUCAAUCAUUUGUUUCUAAAUACUGUAGUCAUUUAUGAUUUUGUAACGAUGAUUGUGGAUUCAAUAA
Argentina anserina (silverweed cinquefoil) is the source of this 1903-nucleotide messenger RNA. RefSeq names its product proteinaceous RNase P 1, chloroplastic/mitochondrial. The transcript is spliced from 6 exons. Bases 113 to 1807 code for a protein of 564 amino acids. Lineage: Eukaryota; Viridiplantae; Streptophyta; Magnoliopsida; Rosales; Rosaceae. Gene Ontology annotation, molecular function: protein binding; ribonuclease P activity. Gene Ontology annotation, biological process: tRNA 5'-leader removal. The record is from RefSeq and is a predicted model, not a curated record.